This is a messenger RNA of Wyeomyia smithii (pitcher-plant mosquito), 5474 nucleotides long. RefSeq lists its product as uncharacterized. Gene Ontology annotation, molecular function: nucleic acid binding. The record is from RefSeq and is a predicted model, not a curated record. Gene Ontology annotation, biological process: DNA integration. The transcript has 2 exons. Lineage: Eukaryota; Metazoa; Arthropoda; Insecta; Diptera; Culicidae. Bases 785 to 2254 code for a protein of 489 amino acids.
AUUCCUGCAAUUUGGCAGCGUCGAAUGGAGACUGUUCUUCAAAGUUUGUCAAAUGUAAUAAACUUUUUUGACGACAUUAUUGUUUUCACAGACAGUUUCGAAAACCUGCUGACGGCUCUCACAGCAGUUUUCGAAAGACUAAAACAUCACCGUUUACGUUUAAAUCGUACUAAAUGUAUUUUCGCCACUACGGCCUUGGAGUGCUUGGGUCAUAAAAUUGAUGCAAGUGGAUUGCAUAAAUCAGAUAAACACAUAGCAGCUGUACGAGAUGCACCUCGUCCUUCGAAUCUGGAUGAACUUCAACUGUUUUUGGGAAAAGCAACGUACUAUAAUUCGUUCAUUUCCAAUCUUUCUGCACGAUCCUGUUGUUUACGAGAUAUGUUACUGAAGGAUAGUUUUGAGUGGAAUCCUGAACGGGUUGCAGCGUACGAAGACAUCAAAUCAGCUUCAGUAUCCCCGAAGGUGCUUAUGCAGUACGAUCCAGCUCUUCACUUGCUUUUAGCCACAGAUGCCAGCAAAAGUGGUUUAGGGGCAGUCCUUUCGCAUCGACUAUCAAACGGUUUAGAACGUCCGAUAGCCUUCGCCAGUCGAUCAAUGUCUCCCACUGAGCAACGGUAUCCCCAGAUUGACAAAUUGGCCCUUGCUAUCGUGUGGGCGGUUGAAAAAUUCUUUUACUACCUCUACGCUCGACAGUUUAGUCUAAUCACCGAUCACAAGCCGUUGACUCAAAUUUUGAAUCCUACGAAAUCGCUUCCUACCCUGUGUAUCAGCAGAAUGGAAAAUUAUGCUGAUUAUUUGUCAAAUUUCAAUUUUGAGGUUGUGUACAAAUCUACGAAAAAAAAAUGUAAAUGCAGAUUACUGCUCUCGAAUUAAGCGAAACGACGAUGGUGUUAAAAAUUUGUGUCUUCGUGAGGGAAGAAGUAUUGGUGCGGACGAAUUCGAAAUCUUUGUUUUGCAUCAAAUCGCACAACUACCGAUAAAUGCUGAGCAAAUAGCCCGAGAAACACGCAAAGAUCCUAGUCUUGGUAAAAUUGUUCAAUUGUUAGAAGCCGGUACCGAUUUAUUGCGAGCUGGAUACAAAGCCCCAGAAGUGAAGUAUUCGCUCGCUGCUAAUUGUUUACUGUUCGAGCAUAGGGUGGUGAUACCAUCAGUUUUUCGUCAGUCUGUAUUGAAUGAUCUCCAUGUACCACAUAUAGGGAUUGUCAAAAUGGAAGGGCUCGCUCGUUCGUUUGUUUACUUGCCCGGAAUUGAUGCGGACAUCGAAAAACAAGUAAAAUCGUGUUCUCAGUGUUCUCGUCAGGCUCAUGCUCCACCGAAAUUUAGUGAACAUCAUUGGCAGUAUCCCAAAGGUCCUUGGGAAAGAAUACAUAUUGAUUAUGCAGGUCCGGUAGCAGGUUCAAUGUUGCUGAUCGUAGUCGAUUCGUAUAGCAAAUGGUUGGAAGUAAAGGUAACCCAAUCAACCACAACAGCAGCAACAAUUGGAAUUAUGGACGAGUUGUUUUCAAGUUUCGGAGUGCCUAGAAGUGGAGUGAAAUAUCAUAAGCUUUCGGCGCCGUAUCACCCUGCAACAAAUGGUCAAGCGGAGCGGUACGUUCAAACGACGAAGGACGCUUUAAAAGCGAUGGGAACUACAGCAUCAACGUUGCAGUCAAACCUGAAUAUUUUUCUACAGAUGUACCGUUUAGCUCCACAUGCGACGACUGGGGAUGCACCGUCGAAAUUGUUUCUAGGGCGAAUUCUCAGAACGCGUUUGGAUCUUCUGAAACCUAAAAAUCUUCAGCAACGAAUCGUAACGAAACAGCAAGCCAAUUUCCAACCAUCAUUUCGUGUAUUCUCUGCAGGUCAACCAGUUUAUAUUCUCUCUGGUAAUUGUCGUAUGGACAAGUGGAUUCCUGGUGUAGUGACAGCUAAAUUGGGAGACUUGCACUACGAAAUCGAAUACGCUGGUAAACGGUUUAGGCGUCACAUCGAUCAGAUACGUUUCCGGCACGAAUCUAAAGAACAUCAGAUCAGCUCAGAGGCGAAUUCUUGUCAGCAGAAUGUACCAAAACGUAUUCAUUUCUACGGUAGUAACGUGACAGUUCCAGUGAUACCAUCGACGCCAAACAACACAGGGACAGCUUCGACCAAUGACGACUCACCGCAGUUUCACACACCGGCAGGUAGCCCUGGUCUUCCAGGAACAAGCCCUUCUUCGUUCAUCGUUCGUCGUUCGACAAGAGACCGCCAUCCUCCAUGCAGAUACUCGCCUUAGGUGAUCCAUUCCGAAAGGAGAGAAGAAAUGUUGUGUAUGUAGCUUUUUUAGAACAAGUGAAUUUAAAUUCCCCUGGCAUCACUGCCUCUCAGUUAAUGUACACUUGAAACGAUUUUAUAUCCGAGAUCCCUGAUACACAAUACACUCCAAACACAUUACUUCAGCUGCGCAAACACAUUACUUCAGCAGCGCACGCACACGCACUUCCGGGCUCUUCCGGGCUUCUUCAUCUUGAUCAGACUGCUCCUUCUUUUUUGCCUCCAUCAAUUCAAUAUAUCGGCUUUAUGGAUUGCGAGCGUAAAGGAUCAACGACUAGCAAAGCAAAGGAAAGCCUUGGUACUACAUUCUGACUCGGAGCUCGCUACGGUCCUACUGACACUAACAGCAAAAACAUCAUAUCAAGAAGACUAGGAACUCUGCCUGAGAUUGAGCGACAGCUUAGGCAGCGCAGCCUUUCGAGUAAAAGUGGAACUGACGCAUGCUAGUGUGUGUGCUGGCGAUGCGAAUGCAAGCCGAACGCACAGGUUGGACCUUCACAUACGUCCACUCUGUCUUCGCAGCGACGCAAACUUCCACCUUCAAUAGAGGGAGUGCGCUGUUUAAUUUGACGCUUGUCAUUUGUAUGGGAUCGAUGCAGAGAUGCCAGUCUUCUUGAUAUGAUGUUUUUGCUAACAGUCUCUCCUGAGCCGAGACUCGAACCUACGACGACUGGCUCGUUAGGCCAGCAUCGUACCUCGAGACCAACUGGGAGAUGGGGAUCAAGAACUAAGUGAUAUCAAUUUCGUCUACUCCACCAGCAUCUUGUACUGCUGCAUCGUAUACCAAGCGCUGUGCUACAAGGCUUUCCUAUUCCAGAUUCACGACUAGGUAACCCAACAUGGCAUUGCCAUGAACCUAAUAGAAUCAAAAUCUUCUUUAUAUUCACGGUCGAGUUAGGAAGGUUCUUGCCUGAACCGGCUAUCAGAUCUCUCCAAAAUGUAUCAAGGCGCUUCUGACUACGGCGGUAAGAGGUCAGAAAUGUCUUCAUCGAAUGCAUAAGGCCUGUACUCGAAACAAUGCACCUUUUUAUCCGUGUGUAACUUUUUUGUCCGUGGGAAAAGGUGAUGAAAAGCUGGGUAUAACCACAUCUCUGUCACGAACGUCAUCCCCAUACAUUUCGCUUGAAGCCGUUUUUCUCUGGCUCUCUGGCUCGAUUAUACGUCAUAAGGCUGUCAGUGCUUGCGAAACAGCCGAUUAAGCACCGUCCAUGCGAGAUCAACUGUUUCUGCAAGUGGUGUGAAGAAAUGCAGAAAGCGAAAAACGAUUGUUUUGUUUUGAACAUUUUAUGGAUUUUGUGUAGGACAUAAAUGGUCACGUUCAAACAUGUUUCAACACGUUCCGGAUAGCCCUACAUUCAAUAUAGUAAAAAGCACGCAAAAAAUCCGUACAGUAACACAUGCGGCACAUUGAACGGAGCUUAUGACCAUAUUUCCAACAGUAGCGCCAUCAUCAUCGACGGCGGCUUCAGGAAACUGUUGCCAUGACAUCGGUCUGGGUAUAACAGGUUUGGAGUGUAUUAUUUACAUGUGCAAAAUUUCAUAACAAUCGGUCCAAUGGUUAUUGAGAUGUCAUUGGAACAAGAAGAAAAUCGCCGUCAUGGAAAAUCCGACUGCGGCAAAUGUGUUUCGGGUGGUAAAAUCGUUUAACCCUCUAGUGCCCAAUGCCGCCUUUUAGCGGGCUUCAGUCAAACCUCUAAAAAGCUUCAAUAAGUACUGUUUAUAAUGAUUCAUAGUGAUUUUACCGACGCCCAUCUAGAAAUUAACUUGGACACUAGAGGGUUAAGGAGUCACAGCCAAUCGAGCGGCGGAAGGCCCGGAAAAUGUUGUAUUAUUUCAAGCCUAUUCCUAACCUCCCGAUUCACGGCGCAGCUCUAAAGGCAAACUGUUCUGCCUGGAUCGUUCAGACCAUGAAAUGAGAUGGGCUCCGCGUAUUCAAGGUCCGGAAGGCAUCGAACUGGCGUGAUAAACAUCAAGGCAGACGCAAAGCAGAUACUGGGGCUGGAGUUCCACGUUGCCACUUCACGGUUUGAUGUUCCAGAAGACAUAAGAAAGAAGAAAGUGGACUUUUGAUUCGCCAUGAAAUACUUGCUCUGGCGGUAAUCUGAGUAAACCGUACAUCACAACGAGUACCAUCAACAGUGAAAUUUACCGCACCGAGUGCCUCCAGGAGCGUCUGUUGCCCUUCCUGCGAUACCACGGAGGCGAGACAUUAUUUUGGCCGGUCCUGGCAUCAUGCCAUUACGCUCAAUCGGCGUUGGAUUGGUAUAGAGAAAAUAACGUAUCUUUUGUACCAAAAAACCGCCAGUGAAAUUCCCGGUUUUUUCCGGUUCCAAACAAUUCCCGGUUUUUCCCCGGUUCUCCCGGUUUUCCCGGUUGGUUGCCACCCUGUAGACCGUAAAGCGAUCACAGUUACCAUUUGGCAUCUUGUCAGGAGCUGAAGUUAUUGACGUUGAGAUAAGAUAGUUUUUUUGCACUGUAAUAGACUUUAGAAGUGUUUUCUGGUAUUAUAGGCAUAAUUUGGGAUUUCUGAGCUCAAUUCGAAAUUAUAUUCUUAUUUGGCGCUUUCUGCUUUUUUCGGUACUGUAAUUUUUUUUUUGUUACUGUUUCUGGCCUUUGAAGUAUUUUUAACUAAAUUUGGGAACAUUAUUUGUUGUUUUUUUUUUUCUCUAGCCUGACUAAAUAUAAUAUUUUGUGACCUUUCGUGUCAUUUCAUACGGUAUAAUAAAAAAACAUUUCAACGUUACACAGAAAUUUAUGUUGUUCGAUGAGCGAUUCUUAAAAAAAUGUGCUGAAAAACGUAUGGUUUUGUUUUUCUUCCAAUUUUCGAUUUACCUCUUCCGAAAUAAGCACUUAACAACAAAUAAACAAAAAAAGCCGCACGCUGCUUGCUGGUAAGCAUGUUUCGCGCGAUUCCGUGCCGGCCGGUUUGUUUUCAUUUUCUGCUGCACGAAUGAUUCGCUGUAUCACGCGAUUCGAAACGGGUCUGGUGUGGUGAAAACUACGGGGGGAAGCGUUUGCCGUCUAACGAUCGUACGAUACUUGACCCUAUCGUCGGCGGAAUCACGCGUCGCAGGUAACGGUCGAAAUUCCGCUCUUUUCUUCUUCAAUAUUUUACUAACCGGUUCUUCUGCUUUAUACGAUAUCGAUUGUCUAGAGUUCUGAUGAUACAAAAUUUGCUCUCU